Messenger RNA from Oppiella nova, 680 nucleotides. NCBI's taxonomy places the organism in Eukaryota, Metazoa, Arthropoda, Arachnida, Sarcoptiformes, Oppiidae. The record is from the annotation of a GenBank genome assembly.
CAUCGGUUCAUGAAUUGAGACAAUAAUUGGUGUCAUUUAUAGUUUUUGGUCACAUAUACCAAACAUGUCGACAAAUUUCUUGUUAACUCUACUUUUGGGAGCCGUAGCCCUCUGUCAGGGUGCCUAUACUGAAGGUCCGUUCAGACCGGCCGUUACCCGCAGUAUUGACGACUACUGUAAACACGAAGGGUUUAUCCCGGGACCCGAUCCCACCUCAUACUACAAGUGUGAGUACGUACCCGACCAGUGCUGGAAUAAACAGCUUGAGCACUGUCCAGAUGGUGGUACUUGGGAUGAGGUAACUCGACAAUGUAAGGCUAGAGCGACCACUACCACAACAACCACUACUACCACAACUACAACACCUAAGCCCACAACCACUACCACCACAACUACUACUCCCGUCCCGACCACUGUGACCGCUGGAUCAACAACCAGUAGUAUCGACUACUAUUGCAACAAGGAUAAAUAUAUGCCACAUCCCAGUGAUCCCCAUAAAUACUACCAGUGCGAAUGGAUCCCAGGCCAGGGCUGGUACCUCCAUGAGCGUACCUGUCCUGAACACACCUCUUGGGUUCAGAAGGACCUCAAAUGUGAUGGCACCGGUGUAUAAACUAAUGUGUUAUACACCAGGAUGAAAUAAUUUCUAAUACCAUUCCCAUAUAAUAUUAAUCUUAUAA